GCAAGCGAGGCGACGGCACGAAGUUUCGAACGCCCGCCACUCGUGGUCCCUCGGUCGGCCGCUCUGGUCGAAGUGAUUAGUAGUAGGACGAGCGUUGCCGACUCAGUACCUCAAGCGACGCACGACUAAUCACUUCCACCAUGGUGUCCCGGACGCUCCUCGCCGCCCUGGCCGUCGCGGCCUUCCUGGCGACGAUCCCCGCCUCCUCGGCCGACUGCAUGUCGUCGUGCCAGUCGGCGCAGACGCCGUGCACCGUCAACUGCGGCACCGACGAGGACUGCGCCGUUAAGUGCGCCAGGACGGCCAUCAAGUGCAUCUGCGACUGCAAGCCCGCCAUGACCCGCACGGCGCCCACCUCGACCUCCGCGGCCGAGGCCAGGGACGCCAUCCUGCGGCUCUCUGGCACCAAGUCGGCCAUCACGGACCUGACCAAGUGCAUGAACGACGCCACGGCCGACAGCCCUUCCUGCCUCUUCCAUUGCGGCACCGACGUGUCGUGCAUCCAGAACUGCACGAACAAGAUGCUGGACAGGAUGUGCACGUGCGGGGCGGCCUCGCUGCAGGCCGGUAUCCUGGUGACCCUGGUCGCGCUGCUGUCGUGGUUCGCACAGCACUAGAAGUAUUUCUGCACGUUGGACUUAAGUUUUCAGAAUAAAAGACAUGUUUUUUUUUCGCAAAA
Molecule: messenger RNA, 679 nt
Organism: Thrips palmi
Lineage: Eukaryota; Metazoa; Arthropoda; Insecta; Thysanoptera; Thripidae
Exons: 3
Coding region: 141-617 (158 amino acids)
Source: RefSeq, a predicted model, not a curated record